Moneuplotes crassus is the source of this 1172-nucleotide messenger RNA. The record is from the annotation of a GenBank genome assembly. NCBI's taxonomy places the organism in Eukaryota, Ciliophora, Spirotrichea, Euplotida, Euplotidae.
AAUGGGAGGAGGACCCAGCAAGCCCAAGAAAGAGAAGAAACCCAAAUCUACUCAGAAGAAGGAUAAAGCUAAAGAAAAGACUAAGAAAAAAGAGAAAAAGAAGAAUAAAGAGAAUAAGCCUCCUUUGAUCAAGAAUGUUUUUGAUCAGUUCAUGACUGAGCAAAUCAAGAACAAAGAAAUUACACCAAUAGAAGAAACAAAAGAGGAUACCACCCAGAAGAAAACAAAAAAUAAGAAAAAGAAGAAGGAAAAGAGCAAAUCCAAGAACAAGAACAAAAAUGUUGCUCCAAAUAACAAUGUCAGCCAAACCAACAAUUUGACAAUGAACAGUCUUGUGAAUAAAAUGAAUAGCAACUUCAAGCCGUUAGGGACUCCAGGAUUCCAAGGUCCGAUCAAUAGUUCGAACAAUAUUAACGAAGAGCAUGACCUCCUCGACCCAUACGGAUCAAAUUUAAAACCCAUUUUCAAAAGCCAAUUGUUUUCAGGCGACAAGCUGCUUUUAUUGUGUGAAGAAAAGUUUUUACCAAAGCCUCCUGAGUAUUGAAACCCGGGAGUCCAAGAAAUAUUCAUGGCUCUGAACCUUGCCAGGACUCACCCAAAGAUGUUUUGUAAAAGGAUCCUCUCUGAGUUGGAGUCAAGGUACACUGACGAUGAGUACACCUGCAUCAGUGGUGUCAAGAUUAAGACCAUCGAAGGUGUCUCUGCUCUUGAGCAAUGCAUCGAGAACUUGCAGCAACGAGAACCAGUGAUGCCUUUAGAGUGGAAUAAAGAUUUGACUGAAGCUGCCAAAGACCAUGUCAAAGACAUUGGCACCAAUGGACUUCUGGGUCAUGAAAGCUCUUCAGGCCUUGGAAUCUACGAUCGAAUCCUCAUGAACAACGACAACCAAGCAGUGGGGAUGUGGGCAGAAAACAUUGUGUUCGAGGUCAGUGAUCCAGUCGAGAUUGUCGCUCUCAUGCUUAUUGAUGAUGGAGAUUCUAUGAAAGCUAGAAGGGAGAACGCUCUAGACCCUGCUCAUCAAAUCGUCGGGAUAUCAUUUGGAAGCCAUGUGUUCAAAGGCUACGUAACAGUGUGAGACUUCUGCAGAGAAUACAUAGAUGAUGACAAGAUGUUUGAGAUGAAGAUGGGCAUUUAUGAUUACCAGAAGGAAGAACAAGACGAUUAAAAUUAAC